AUGGAUCGUAAGGUACCUCCACCACCUCCACCUUCCAAUGGGAAAAGAGAAAAUGGUGGAAGACGUCCACCACCACCACCCCCUCCUCCAUCUACAGUGACCACAAAUGCAAAUGGUAGAACAAGUGUACCACCUCCACCACCACCAUCGUCAGUUUCACGUCUAGCUCCUCCUCCUCCUGGUAUAAAUAAUAAAACUUCUCGAUCAUCUCAUGCUCCACCUCCACCUCCACCUCCAUCAUCAAGAACUAAAAGAAGAGCAUCAGAAUCUAUAAGUAAGGACGAACUAGAUCAAAGAAAGAGAAAAUGGUUACAAUCACAGAAAUCAAAGUAUAACAUUAUACUGUCUAAAUCAUCAGGAGGAUUAGUAAUACCUCAGAAACCAGAAAUGCCUCCUGAACAUUUAAGAAAAAUCAUGAUUGAUCAUGGUGAUCUUUCAUCAAGAAAAGUAGCUACUGAUAAGAAAGCCUAUUUAGGUGCAUUGAAAUAUAUGCCUCAUGCUAUCUUGAAAUUAUUAGAAAAUAUGCCUCAACCGUGGGAACAAUCUAAAGAAGUUAAAGUAUUAUAUCAUACUGGUGGUGCUAUAACAUUUGUUAAUGAAGUUCCAAGAGUAAUAGAACCAGUUUAUACCGCUCAAUGGGCUAGUUGUUGGACCAUGAUGAGACGAGAGAAGAGAGAUAGAAGACAUUUUAAAAGAAUGAGAUUCCCUCCCUUUGAUGAUGAAGAACCUCCUAUUGAUUGGUUAGAAAAUCUUGAAGAUACAGAUGCUCCUGAUGCCAUACGACUUGAUUUAAGUGAAAAAACUGAUGCACCAAUAAUUGAUUGGAUAUAUGAUGAAAAACCGUUAGUGGAAGAUUCAAAUUUUGUAAAUGGAGAUUCUUAUAGAAAAUGGUCCCUUGAUUUACCAACCAUGUCAAACUUGUAUAAAUUAUCAGAACCAUUAAUGCCAGAUGUCACAGAUCCAAAUUAUUUUCAUUUAUUUGACAAAAAUGCCCUUUUCACCGCAAAAUCUUUAAAUGUUUCAGUUCCUGGUGGACCGAAAUUCGAACCUCUUUAUAAAGAGAAAUUAAAUAAUCCCGCAUUAGAAGAUUUUACAGAAUUUAAUUCAAUUGAUAGAAUAAUAUUCAGAAAUCCUAUAAAGACUGAAUAUAAGGUUGCGUUCCCAUUCCUUUAUAAUUCAUUUGUGAAAAAAGUUCAUUUAGUAUGGUAUCAUGAUCCUCUUGAUUGUCAUGUAUCUAAAGAAGAUUCACAACAGACACAAUUUAUAUUCAACCUGAAUUACAAUCCUAUUAUCCCGCAUAAAACCACUGUUGAAAAGAAAAUCCCAUCUGAUGUGGAAGAUUUCGAUUUGGAUGGUAUACAGCCUUUUAUGACAUUUGAAGAAGAUGAAGAAACCAUUAGUGAAUUACUUCCUUUAGAACCUGAAGGAACUGCUGAUGCCUUGGAUUUAUUAAGAGCUCCAUAUCCUUUCAAUCGUCGUAGUGGUAAGAUGAUUAGAGCUCAAGAUGCAUCAUUGAUCAAAUCUUGGUAUAAACAACAUGCUCCUCGUGAUAGUAAAGUGAAAACUCGUAUUUCAUACCAAAAAUUAUUAAAGAAUAAUGUCUUGAAUGAAUUGCAUAAUCCUCCUGGUAGUAAAACUGGAAGUAGGGCCCAUAAUCAACGAAAGAUCAAACUUCUCAAAAGUUUGAAAUCAACCAAAUAUUUUCAACUGACAACUAUUGAUUGGGUUGAAGCAGGUUUACAAGUUUGUAGACAAGGUUUCAAUAUGUUAAAUUUAUUAAUUCAUAGAAAAGGUUUAACUUAUUUACAUCUUGAUUAUAAUUUCAAUUUAAAACCAACAAAAACAUUAACUACAAAGGAAAGAAAAAAGUCAAGAUUCGGUCAUGCUUUCCAUUUAAUAAGAGAAAUUUUAAGAAGUAUAAAGAUCCUUGUUGAUUCACAUGUACAAUACAGAUUAGGAAAUGUUGAUGCAUUCCAGUUAGCCGAUGGUAUCUAUUAUAUUCUUAAUCAUUUAGGUCAAUUGACUGGUAUUUAUAGAUAUAAGUAUAAGGUCAUGCAUCAAAUUCGUCAAUGUAAAGAUUUAAAACAUGUGGUUUAUGCAAGAUUCAAUCAAAUAAUUGGUAAGGGACCUGGUGCUGGAUUCUGGCAACCAGCAUGGAGAGUUUGGAUAUUUUUCCUUAGAGGUAUAGUUCCAUUAUUAGAACGUUGGUUGGGUAAUUUAUUAGCAAGACAAUUCGAAGGUAGAAGGGCUAAUGACGUUGCUAAAACCAUCACCAAACAAAGAGUUGAUUCCUAUUAUGAUUUGGAAUUAAGAUCUCAAGUCAUGCAUGAUAUCUUGGAUAUGAUCCCGGAAGGUUUAAAACAAAGUAAAUCAAGAUCUAUAUUACAACAUUUAAGUGAAGCUUGGAGAUGUUGGAAAGCAAAUAUUCCUUGGAAAGUUCCUGGCUUACCGGUUCCUAUUGAAAAGAUCAUUGAACGUUAUAUCCAGGCUAAAGCUGAUAAUUGGAUUUCAGUGGCUCAUUAUAAUAGAGAUAGAAUAAGAAAAGGUACAACUGUUGAAAAAACUGUCGCUAAAAAGAAUUUAGGUCGUUUGACUAGAUUGUGGAUUAAAAAUGAACAAGAGCGUCAAACUAAUUUUUCAAAGAGUGGACCUUAUGUUUCCGCUGAUGAAGCCGUGACGAUUUUCCAAACCAUGGUUCAAUGGUUUGAAAGUAGAAAAUUCAGUCCUAUCCCAUUCCCUCCAUUAUCAUAUAAACAUGAUACAAAACUUUUAGUGUUAGCAUUAGAAAAUUUAAAAGAAAGUUAUAGCGCCGAUGCAAGAUUAAAUUCAGCUCAAAGAGAAGAAUUGGCCCUUAUUGAACAAGCUUAUGAUAAUCCUCAUGAAUGUUUAGCUAGAAUCAAGAAAUUCUUAUUGACUCAAAGAAUCUUUAAGGAAAUAGGGUUAGAAAUGAUGGAUUAUUAUACUCAUUUAGUUCCAACUUAUACUGUGGAUCCUCUUGAAAAAAUCACGGAUGCUUAUCUUGAUCAAUAUUUAUGGUAUGAAGCUGAUAAAAGAAAACUUUUCCCUAAUUGGGUCAAACCAAGUGAUGAUGAAAUCCCUCCUCUUUUGGUCUAUAAAUGGUGUCAGGGUAUUAAUAAUUUGGAUAAAGUUUGGGAUACUUCUAAUGGUGAAUGUAAUGUUAUGGUGGAAACUUCUUUAAGCAAAAUGGCCGAAAAGAUUGAUUUCACAUUGUUAAACAGAUUAUUGAGGUUAAUUGUAGAUACAAAUAUUGCUGACUACAUAACUUCGAAGAAUAAUGUUAACAUCACAUAUAAAGAUAUGAAUCAUGUCAAUCUGUACGGUCUUUUAAGAGGAUUGCAAUUCUCAUCGUUUAUCUAUCAAUACUAUGGUUUGGUUGUAGAUUUGCUCAUAUUAGGUUUAGAUAGAGCUGGCGAAUUGGCAGGUUCGGUCCAACAACCAAACAGUUUCUUACAAUUCAAAGAUUUGGAAACUGAAACUUCGAGUCCUAUUAGAUUAUAUUCUCGUUACUUGGAUAAGAUUCAUAUUUUCUUUAGAUUUGAUAAUGAUGAAGCCAAUGGUUUGAUUCAAGAUUAUUUAUCAGAAAAUCCAGAUCCAAAUUUUGAAAAUGUGGUAGGAUACAAUAAUCGUCGUUGUUGGCCCAAAGAUUCACGUAUGAGAUUAAUGCGUCAUGAUGUUAAUUUAGGACGUGCGGUUCAUUGGGAAAUAUCUGGUCGUUUACCUAGAUCUAUUACAAGCAUUGAAUGGGAAGAUACUUUUGCUUCAGUAUACUCAAGAGAUAAUCCUAAUCUUUUGUUUGCUAUGUGUGGAUUUGAGGUCAGAAUUAUACCUAAAUGUCGUUCAAAGGAAGAAUUAUCUUCGCAAGAAGGUGUAUGGGAUCUUGUUGAUCAUACUACUAAGCAAAGAACUGCAAAGGCUUAUCUUCAAGUAUCUCAGGAAGCAAUUGAUAGUUUUAACAGUAGAAUCCGUCAAAUAUUAAUGUCUUCAGGUUCAACAACAUUUACAAAAGUAGCUUCAAAGUGGAAUACUGCUUUAAUUGCACUUUUCACUUAUUAUAGAGAAGCUAUUGUAGCUACGGAACCGUUACUUGAUACUUUAGUUAAAUGUGAAACGAAGAUUCAAAAUAGAGUUAAAAUGGGACUUAAUUCAAAGAUGCCUACUCGUUUCCCUCCGGCUGUAUUUUAUACUCCUAAAGAAUUAGGAGGUCUUGGUAUGUUAAGUGCAUCUCAUAUUUUGAUUCCAGCUUCAGAUCUUAGAUGGUCGAAGCAAACAGAUACUGGUAUAACUCAUUUCAGAGCUGGUAUGACCCAUCAAGAUGAAAAAAUGAUUCCAACUUUGUUCAGAUACAUUACUACUUGGGAAAAUGAAUUCUUGGAUUCUCAAAGAGUUUGGGCUGAAUAUGCUAUAAAGCGUCAAGAGGCUAUGGAACAAAAUAGACGUCUUACAUUUGAAGAUAUGGAAAGUAAUUGGGAUAGAGGUAUUCCUCGUAUUAGUACUUUGUUCCAAAAAGAUAGACAUACUUUAGCUUAUGAUAAAGGACAUAGAAUUAGAAGACAGUUCAAACAAUUUAGUUUAGCCAGAUUCAAUCCUUUCUGGUGGACAAAUAAUCACCAUGAUGGUAAAUUAUGGAACUUGAAUGCGUAUAGAACAGAUGUUAUUCAAGCUCUUGGAGGUAUUGAAACUAUUCUUGAACAUACGUUGUUUAAAGGUACUGGAUUUGAUUCUUGGGAAGGUUUGUUUUGGGAAAAGGCAUCAGGGUUCGAAGAUUCAUUGAAAUUUAAAAAAUUGACCAACGCUCAAAGAUCAGGUUUGAGUCAAAUUCCAAAUCGUAGAUUUACUUUAUGGUGGUCUCCAACUAUUAAUCGUGCUAAUGUUUAUGUUGGAUUUUUAGUUCAACUUGAUUUAACUGGUAUUUUCUUACAUGGUAAGAUUCCAACAUUGAAGAUAUCUUUAAUUCAAAUAUUCAGAGCCCAUCUUUGGCAAAAAAUUCAUGAAAGUGUCGUUCAAGAUAUGUGUCAAGUUUUAGAUAAAGAAUUAGAAGUUCUUCAAAUUGAUACAGUUGAAAAACAAGCUAUCCACCCUCGUAAGUCUUACAAAAUGAAUUCAUCAACUGCUGAUAUUGUUGCUACUAGUACUUAUAAAUGGAACGUUUCAAGACCUUCACUUUUAAAUGAUACCAAUGACUCUUUUGAAAUCAGUUCUAAUAAAUUUUGGAUUGAUGUUCAAUUAAGAUAUGGUGAUUAUGAUUCCCAUGAUAUUUCUCGUUAUGCAAGAUCGAAAUAUUUGGACUAUACUUCUGAUAAUACAAGUUCAUAUCCAUCACCAACUGGUAUUAUUAUUGCCAUUGAUUUAGCUUAUAACAUGUAUGAUGUUUAUGGUAAUUGGUUCCCUGGUUUAAAACAAUUGAUUCAAAAUUCAAUGAAAGAAAUCAUGAAAGCAAAUCCAGCCUUAUAUGUUUUAAGAGAACGUAUACGUAAGGGUUUACAAUUAUAUCAAUCACAACCUCAAGAAGCAUAUUUAAAUUCUAAUAACUAUGCUGAAUUAUUUAAUAAUGAAACUCAAUUGUUUAUUGAUGAUACAAAUGUCUAUAGAGUUACAGUUCAUAAAACUUUUGAAGGAAAUUUAACUACUAAACCAAUCAAUGGGUCUAUAUUUAUCUUGAAUCCAAAAUCAGGUCAAUUAUUCUUAAAGAUUAUUCAUACUUCAGUUUGGGCAGGUCAAAAACGUCUUGGUCAAUUAGCUAAAUGGAAAACAGCUGAAGAAGUUGCUUCUUUAAUUAGAUCAUUACCAAGAGAAGAACAGCCUAAGCAAUUGAUUUUGACUAGAAAAGGUAUGUUGGAUCCACUUGAAGUGCAUAUGUUAGAUUUCCCAAAUAUUUCGAUCAGACCAUCUGAAUUGCAUUUACCAUUUGCUUCAGCUAUGAAAGUUGAUAAAUUGGCCGAUAUAGUGUUGAAGGCUAAUGAACCACAAAUGGUAUUAUUCAAUAUUUAUGAUGAUUGGUUAAAGGAUAUAUCAGCUUAUACAGCAUUUUCCAGAGUUAUUCUUUUAUUAAGAGCAUUAGGAAUUAAUCAAGAACAAACUAAUUUGAUAUUAAGACCUGAUUCAAGUGUAAUUACUCAAGAUCAUCAUAUUUGGCCAACUUUCACUACUGAUCAAUGGAUAGAUAUUGAAUCUGAGUUAAGAGAUUUGAUUCUUAAUGAUUAUUCGAAGAAGCAUAAUGUUAAUAUUCAAUCAUUGACUCAAUCUGAAAUUAGAGAUUUAAUCUUAGGACAAGAUAUUAGAGCACCUUCGGUAAAGAGACAAGAAAUUAAUGAAAUUGAAAAUACUCCACAAGAACAAGAUAAUAAACAAUUAACCGCUUUGAAAACUACUACUACCAAUGUUCAUGGUGAAGAAAUUGUUACGGUUACAACUACCAAUUAUGAACAACUGACAUUUUCAUCUAAGAAUGAAUGGAGAAAUAGAGCCAUUGCUUCAAGUAAUUUACAUUUAAGAACCAAGAAUGUUUAUGUUACCUCUGAGGAUUUUGUUGAUGAUGCUGACACAUUCACUUAUAUUUUCCCUCAAAAUUUAUUAAAGAAAUUUGUGGAGAUUUCAGAUUUAAGAAUUCAAGUUGGUGCUUUGAUAUAUGGUAUUUCUCCAAAGGAUAAUAAUGAAGUAAAAGAAAUCAAAUCGAUAGUUUUAGUACCUCAAUUAGGGAAUACCACAUUUAUUCAAUUCCCAAAUACAUUACCUAACAAUGAAAGCUUACAAAAGCUAGAACUAUUAGGAUGGAUCCAUACUCAAUCAUCACAAGAUCUGGAACAUUUAUCACCUAUUGAUAUUAUAUCAUUAUCAGCGUUUGAGUUAACUCGUGACGGUUAUGAAUGGGGUAAAACGAAUGUAGAUUAUAUGUCACCAUCACCUACAGGAUACUCCAAAUCAUUUUAUAAAAAAUCCCAAUUGAUCUUAUCGGAUAGAAUCGUUGGAUCAUUCAUGGUUCCUGAAGAUGAGAUUUGGAAUUAUUUCUUUAUUGGAUCAAUUUGGAAUGCGAAUAAUUUAUAUGAUGUUAAAUAUGAUGUUCCUAUGAAAUUUUAUGAUGAAUUACAUCGUCCAAUUCAUUUUUCUACUUUCAAUGCUAUUGAUGUUAAUAAUGAAGUUGAAGCAACUCAAGAAAAUGUAUUUACAUAG
This is a messenger RNA of Scheffersomyces coipomensis, 7188 nucleotides long. It is a transcript of the gene PRP8, whose product is annotated as U4/U6-U5 snRNP complex subunit. Gene Ontology annotation, cellular component: U5 snRNP; catalytic step 2 spliceosome. The transcript is spliced from 2 exons. Gene Ontology annotation, biological process: spliceosomal tri-snRNP complex assembly; mRNA splicing, via spliceosome. NCBI's taxonomy places the organism in Eukaryota, Fungi, Ascomycota, Pichiomycetes, Serinales, Debaryomycetaceae. The record is from RefSeq and is a predicted model, not a curated record. Gene Ontology annotation, molecular function: U2 snRNA binding; U6 snRNA binding; U5 snRNA binding. The coding region runs from base 1 to 7188 and encodes 2395 amino acids.